AUGCCGGAGGAGGGUUGUCUCUUGUACUGCUGCUUGAACAAGGUGGAUUUCGCGAGGCAGAUGCCCCCUUUCGAUGAGUGGAGACUAUGUCCAGCCGGUCUUGAAGGGCCUCGUGAGAACCCUGUCUUCGUAGCUCCCUUGCCUGUCGCCAGCGCGGAGCUUGCCCCAGAAGUGGGCGCAGGGGGGCGAGCGCUUUCGAGCGCCGGAGACGCGGCUGCCGCGGGGCCGGCACCGCUGGAGGCUCCUGAAGGGUCGUCUCAUGGGCCCCUGGAGAGCCAUCCUGAGGAGGCGGCCGGGGGGCGGAGCAGCCAGACACUCCCGAGGCUGAAGCCCCAGAGGCCCAGGCGGGCCGCCGCGAGGCGGAGGCCGAGGUCUCCACGCAGUCCUGCACCCCUGAGGUCGCCUCCUCAGGAGCCACUCCAGCGGCGCCCGGCGCUGGUGACUGUGCCCGGGGCUUCGGCCGGCUUCGACUGA
Aegilops tauschii subsp. strangulata is the source of this 474-nucleotide messenger RNA. Lineage: Eukaryota; Viridiplantae; Streptophyta; Magnoliopsida; Poales; Poaceae. The record is from RefSeq and is a predicted model, not a curated record.